AUGAGUUUUCUCUUUUGCUAAUCAAUAUAACUUAACUAGAUCAGAGAUUUAAGCAUAUAAAUCGUUUUUCUUUAUUGCUAUUAGUUAUUUAAAGGAAUUUUUUUUAUUGUCGUUUAGCUAUCAUUUUAAUUGAAUAUCUGUUUAUUAUUGUUGAUUAAAUAUAUAAGAUUCAGAAUUUAACAAGAUGUUUUUACGUUGUGCUAAUUUUAGAAUAUUGAAAAUUAUUUUAGAUUCAAUUAAGUACUUUAAGUUAAAUCUUCCAUUAUUAAAAAAAAAACAUUAUCUCGACUAGUUUCAUAAUUUAAUAAUUGCAAUUUAAUGUACUUUUGUAGAACUUUGAGUGAAAUAUUAUUGCUGUCAACGAUUUUUCAAAUGGUCAAGUCAAGUUGCGAUGUUUUUAAGUUUAUUACUACUCCAGAUACAGGAGCAGCCUCAGUUUCUUUAGAUUUAUCGACCACAUUAUAUACGGACUUUGGAAUAGGAGUUUGGACUAGAUUCUAAAGUCAACUUGAAGAUAACGACAGUUUGAACAAGAAAAUUCUGAACCAUUUUGUUUUUGCCUAGCUAUUAGAUGGAUCAUUUCCGUUGAUUUACUUUAUCAAAUAGGAUAGAGAAGCAUAGGUUAUAUAUUUCGAAGUGAUAUUAUAAAACGACUAGUACUUCGAAAUGAGAGAACUAGAACUUAAGUAGGACUUGGUUGGGUAAAAGUGGGUAUUUUUUUACUUCUGUUAUUCAAAAUCAAUUAAGCAAUAUAAUAUGUUUGUAUACGUAGACAAGGAUACUAUUAACGUACAGAUGGCAGGAGGAGGAGAAUACUUAAAUUAACAUAAUCUAAUCAUACCUUUUACCGUUGGAGGCGAACUAUAAUAUUCGAAUGAAAAGUUUAAUGUGAACUUAGAUUUGAGCCCUUUCGCAGGAGAGAUAAGCGACCUUGACAUUAGAACUGAUGUGUAAAGCUUUUAUCCUAACAUCCCAACGUUUUUGAGUCAUCUCGAAGAUACCAAUUGUGAAUUGUAUAAAUGUCCAGCUACAGCCCAAACAACAGUUUUAACUGAUUUCUACAAUGGCGGCUUUAUUCUAAACAAAUAAGUUACCUUCUUUAAUAAAAGAUUCGUAUUGUUCGGUUGGGUUAAAUUAAAUGAGUUAGCAGAUAUCCGCUCCCUUGAGACCAUAUUGGUUAGAGCCACUUUCAGAAAGAUCUAUUAUGGAGACAAGUAUUAAGGAGAGAAGGCCCUAUAUUGGAAAUACUUUUAAAGCACCAUGCGUGAUUAGGAUAAUGGGUUCGAGGUAUCCACUUAUCACGAUGUCAAAGGAGCUAGCAAUAUAAAAUACCAAACAUUGGAGAGCGACACAAUUUCUUAAAAGUCUGAAUAUUUUUAGAGUGCCAUCACCUCAUGGCAUUGGUUUGUGUAUCAAGAAGGAUUGCCAAAUUCAAAAAUUGAACUUAGCAUUUACUUCGGAAACUAUAAAGAACUGAAAACUUAUUCAAUGACAUAAAUUCAUUAUGAAAAGUCUACUUACUACUUCAAUAUUGGUGGAGAUAAGUUCAUUAAAACCUUCUCUGGCGAAGUUCGUAAUCUAACUUUCUCCUAUUGCCAAGCAAAUGAUAAUAAACCUGAUAGAUAUUGCCACUACAGUUGUAAUACUUGUUUUGGACCAAACGAAAGCGAAUGCAUAGACUGCAAACCUGUCUCAAAAAGAGAGUUAAAUGGCACUUAUUGUCCAUGUAUCAUUAAUUACUUGGAUGUUGGUUUACCAACUUGCAUAAAUAAGUUUACAGUCUUAGGUGGGAUAACGAUAUAAGAAGGAUUAAUUGAAGACUCAUCAGGUUGUCAAAGAAAUCAGUUCUUGGUGAAGAUGAAGGGGAACUCUUAUUGUUUAGAUUGUCCUGGAGCAAUCACUCCUUAUGGUUUAUAUUGCAUAGAUUGCAUUUACAAUCCAAACACUUGGUAUUUAAAUCCAAUCUGUAAAAUUGAUUACUUGAUGCCUUUUACUGACAAAACAACCUACGUAUUUUAAAGAAGAGACAGGAAAAAAAAGGAUUAUGAAUACUUUCUGAUCAACUACAAUAGCAUUUAGGAUCAGGCAGUCUUAGAAACUUGUUUUGGUUGCUUAGGGUAGACUGACAGCACCAUCAAUUUCAUUGAAAAAUAUACAAUGAAUUAACUUUCUAAGAUCAUCUGCAAGAAUUGUUAUGUAUCAUUAAAUGGGGAAUGCGUUAAUUUAUAACCCUAUUGUGAUGAAUGUGAUGAUAAUCAACUAUGUACGACUUGUUAAUAGAAUUACACUUUAUUCUAAUCUAAAUGUUAUCAAUGUCCUAGUUAUUGUCCUGAUUGUAAGUACAAUUCUACUGGAUAUUAUUGUAAUAGUUGUAUUGAUCGAUACUAUUACAAUUCUACAUUAGAACAAUGUCAAUAGUGUGGGGCGUUUUGUGAAAUAUGCUUUUACUAAAGCAGACUCAAUCUCCUUCAAUGUGUGAAAUGUGUUGAUAACGAGAAAUACUUUGUUGCUGCUGAAUACACACAAUGUCUACCUAAAAACCUAGAUAAUUGCAAAUAUCAAGUCUAAGAAUUUUUCAUGACCUUAAGCAAUCAGACUAAUGUUUAUGCAACUUAUAUAUUAAGCAUCGAUUUACAUUCCUAAUAUUUCUCAUAUCCAACUUUUGACCUGUGUUUAAAGUGUAACCCCCAUUAUGUUAAUUUCAUGAAGUGUGGUCAAUAAUAUGGAUGCUAUACAGUGGAUGAGAUAGAAAGUAAAUCUGGGAAGCCUUUACCUUAGGCAUUGAGAUAAAAAGUACUCAAUGACCCCAAAUUCGAACUAGGGUAUCAUGAAAAAUAGCUAAAGGAUACUAUGGAAAAUUAUUACAUAUUGUUUGGAGAUUCUGUUGUUGAUAACAAUAUAUCAUACAAUCCUAUUGUAUUGGAAUAAAAAGAGAUAGGUCAACAAGUAUGCCGGGAUUAAUACUGCUUAUACUGCAUUCAAAACUAUGUUUACUCCCAAGAAUAUUGUGUUAAAUGCUUUAAACCUUACUAUGCACACAAAUUGCAAGGAAACUGCAUCAUAUGUCCGCCUGGCUGUGUCGAAUGCGAACAUGGUAAUAAAUUCUACAAGGAUGGAUGGAAAUCAGACUUGUUGCCUGGUUAUCAAUUAAGAACCAAACAAGAAUGGCAUCACUUUAACCUCUUUGUGCUUUCUACUACUAUUGACGAAUAUGAAGUUACUUGUUUAAAAUGUGCUGAGGGUCUAAUGUAACAGAAUGGAAAAUGCUAUCCUAAGUGUCCCUGUGAAAGUUGUAUCAUCGAAAAUGAAUAAGUUAAAUGUGUCACUUGUUAAAAUUCAAUAAAAACAGUCAUUAAUGAUAAGUGCACUCAAUGCCCUCAAUUUUGUGAAUUGUGUAGAGAAUUUACUCCCCAGGAAAUCAGUCAAAUUAAUCCUUAUUUCAAUUAAUAAAACCCUGCUUACAAGGGAUAUGCAAAAUAAUGUUUAAAGAGAGAUAUUUAGGAUCCUCCUUAAGGAAUUUUAUAUAAUGAUCCUAGUUUAGGCCAAGAACUUAAUUGCAAAAACGCUGACCAAAAAGAUUGCUACUUUUUUGUUGAACUCCAAUAACAAGUCCAUUGUGGAACAACAUAAUUUCAACAGAGGCUUAAUUAAGAGACUGAUGAAGAUGCAAGACAAUAUUUUAUGAAAUAUAACCUACCCUUACAAAAUUUGUUUUCUUCUUCAAAUUCCAGUCACUUCUACAUAGAAACAGAUUACUUAUUCACUGAAUUAAAUUCUAAAAGUGUCAAAUUAAUUAGAUACAUUGUAAACAUAUUACCAAAUAGUGGAGAUUGCAUAAUCAAUAAGAACACUUUUAUUUAGUCUCAAAUUAGAUAGAAUGUAUUUACAGUGAAAUACAUUGAAUUAAUAAUUUAAUCUUAAAAUGACAUCCCUAUUCAUAUGGAAGGUGAUGUAUCAUUUUUAGAAUUUUCAACUGUUACACUGAAGAACGUCUAAAUCAUCCCUACAAGCAAAUAUUUAUCCUUAAAUGUGAAUAGUGUAUUUGGAGUCUCUUUCCUUAUUGAUCAAUUUUCUAUCAAGAAUGCAGUUGAUCUUCAAUUUCAAAUCAAAUUAUAAAACCCUAAUUCAAUUUCAAUUAAGAAUUUUGAAAUUUCAGAUUCAAAAUUAAAUAAUAUUGAUGGUAUUAUUAGAUACUAUUUCACUCAGCCAAUAAAAAAUACAUUAAUUUAUUCUAUAGAUACAAUCCUAAUAUAGAAUUGUUAAAUCCUUAACUCCAACUUAUUCGUUCAAAUCCUGGGCACAGAUUAAGGAAAUCAAAAAUUUAUUGCUAAUAAUUUUAAAUCCUAUAAUAACAAAUACACAAACUCUAUUGUUUUAUAUACUGAAUUCCCCAACCAACUAAGAGAAUCUGAAUUCACAAUCCAAUAAUUUUUAUCUGAUCAAGAACAACUCACUUAAUCGUCCCUAUUUAUAUUACAUGGAGCACUUAGUGUCAUUCUAACUGAUAUUACUGUCUAAAACGGAGAUUUCUUCGCAGAAGUCAAAUUAUUCAAAUUACCAUUAUUCACAAUUAAUAAUAUGCUUAUUGAAGGUAACACAUUUGAAAGUGCUGAUAAUAGAGUAAUCACUAAUGUUGUUGAUGCUUUAUAUCAAGAUAGUAUAUCGAUCAGCUCUCUCACUUUAAACACAAUUGCAUUCAAAAACAAUUUUUACCAAGGCAGCAAAGUCUUCAUUGAAUUGAUUUAGAGUUAGAAUUUUAAAGAUCUAAGAAUAUAGAUUGAUGACUUGUCAUUAGAAUCAAAUUAAUUCACUCUAUAACAAUACUCAAGUCUAAUGACAUCCUCGAAUUCUUCCAUAUACUUUGAUGUAAAUUAGAUGACAAUCUUGAAUUUAAAUAUUGUUCGAGCCUUCACUCUACCAGAAAUAUCAAUUAAUAAUGUAGAUAAACUAGUUCUAAAGAAUAUAAAAGCCACUUUAAACAGUGGAUUUAAGAUCUAGUUAAUUCAUCAACAGCUCUCUUGCAUUUAGUAGAGCCUUGAAAUUGGAUAUGGUAGUAUGCUCUAAAUAUUCAAUACUAAAACUAUUGAAAUUGAUAAACUCCAAGUUUUAGGAUUGAUUGUUCUUAAUUUGCCUAUCAUCACAAUUAAGUCAUUAGAUGGAUCAAAUUAUCGAUAAAAAGAAACCAUAAUGAUAUAAUAGGUGUAAUUCUCAAAUAAUACAAUGAUACUUACUAAACUUGCAGAAUAGCCUACAAUUCUAAGCAUAAUAUCAGAAUAACAGUAAGAAAUAACUCUGAAUAAAAUGAUCUGCUUUAAUAACCAUCAUCACAAUUACUAAGAAGAUUUACUUUUCAAAUAGUCAUCAACAAUUCUCAUACAAAAUCCGAAUUCAAACAUCGUUCUAGCUGAAUCGACCUUCUCUAAUAAUGUUUUGACUAAUAAUUAAGGAUCUAAUUUAGUCUUGAUUAGUAACACUCUUAAAGUGAGUAAUUGUAUUUUUUAGAACUAGAAUGAUUUGCAAUUUAAAUAUUUGAGAGAUCGAUUAAUUUGGGGAUACAAUAAGGGUGAUGUAGUUUAUUUUGAGAACUUAUAUUCCCUGUUUUCUAUUAAGACAAAAGGAGGGAAUGGAUAUUUAUCAGCAAAUUAAAUCAAUUUGUAAAAUAUCUCAAGCAAUAAUUCAUUGGCUUUAUAAGGAGGAGCAUUUUACUUUGGAACUUAAUCAAGUGGGUCAAUUGCGAUAUAGAAUUGCGUCUUUAAUUUCAGUUAAGCAAAUCUAUAAAUGAAAGAAAAGUCAUAAGGAGGAACUCUAUUUAUUGAUGCUUCUCAGUCAGAUUUACAUCUAUCUAUACUGAACAAUAGCUUUUCUAAUAGUUAUAGUAGAAAUGAGGGGGGGACAAUUUUUAUUGAACCUUCAAGGAACAAUAAUUCCAUUAUAAUAUAUUACAAUACAGUAUAGAAUGUAUUUUCAUUCCAGAAUGCAUUCCUCAAACUCCCUGUAACUUUCAGUAGCAAAUCUUUGAUUUUGCAGUUUACAGUGUUUGAUUUAUCAAUUAAAAAUACAUACAUUGGAUAUCUAGAAUAUUUGGGGAAAAUCUAAAAUUUAAGUAGUUCAGAAAUAUCUCUUUAGACUUAAAACUACUUAAUAUCAAUAAAGCGUGGCAAUCUUACAUUAAGGAGUUGUAAUAUUUUUGACAUUUUUGAUUAUGGAGCUUUAGAAGUUUUGGAGGCAAGCUAGAUUAAAUUAGAUACCGUUUUGAUCCAAAAUAUUACAAUAAUCAGUGGGAGUAUUCUUAGCCUUUAAUUGAAUAAAAAAUAUCUGACAUAGGUUUAGCUGAUCAACGUAAAAUUGAAGGAUAUCUCUGAAGUAAUAGGAGAUGUGUCAUUGCCAAAUACACCAAUUUCUACAGUUCCAGAAUCAUUUUAUAAAUGCGAUCUGACUUCUAAUUAACCAACAUCAUUAUAAGCCCUCUAUGAUUAGGAAUAGCGUUAUAUCAUUAGUUUAAACAAUUUCUAUGCAAUUAUAAAGAAUAAGACAAAUCCAAAUUUCAUUUUUGAAAUCGAUUCUGUUUCAGCAAAUCACUACAUUUUAUUAGAUAAUAUGAACAUUUAAAAGAUUAACUGUGCUAAUUGUUAAAAGGGUGUUUUGAAGUUUACAAAUAUUGAUGAGGAAUAAAAUCAAAAUCUAAUUUAUAUAAAUGGUUUUAUUUUAAAAGAUAAUUAAUGUGGAAUUUUUAGUUGUUUUGUAAUUGCAGCUAAAUCAACAAAUGAAAUCCAAUUAUUCUCAAAGUUCAAAUCAAAUAGAAUUCUAGGUUAAGAAAAAGCCGAAUUUGAUAAAUAAAUAUCUACUAUUAAACUAGAGAAAAGUUUAUUUGAUAAUAACCAGGCUACAUUUGGUGGGGCCAUUUUGAUAUCAGCUUUGAGUUCUGUAAUUUCAAAUUGUUAAUUUACAAAUAACAUAGCAUCUUCUGUAGCGGGAGCAUUGUAUUUCGAUUAUGAAUUGGACACAUAAUUGAUUGUGUACGAUUCAGUUUUUGCAAAUAAUUAAGCAAAAGUAGGUGGCGCAUUAUAUUUAAGUGAUUUUUAAAUGUAAUCACCAUCAAAAAUGAAUAACGUAUUCCAAGGAAACCAAGCAUCUUAUUUUGGUGAUAACUUAGCAAACUAACCAACUUAAUUGACCUUAUAGAUAGGAUCAAAGAUCAUGCAGAAAAAAAUACUUGAGAAAAAUUCAACCAAUAAAACAGAAAUUAUAGAUGUAAAGCAAUAUAAAAUGGGAAGCUUAGAAUAUGAUAACAUAAUGUUACCCAGUGGAUAGCCUAUUGGGGGAUACUAAAUUUUUGAUGAAAUAACCUAAUCUUACAUUCCAUAUAAUUUUACUUUUAGAAUAUUACCUCUGAAUGACGAGAAUAGUCAGAUUAAGUCUUUGGAAGGUAGUAAAUGUUUUAUAAGGGGGAGGUAAAUUAUUGAUAAGUAAGAAGGAGAAUUCUUAACUAAUUUCACUAGCAUCACAGAAGUUUUAUUCAAUUCAACCAGUCAGGAUUACAAUCUUGAUUAAAUGGAAAUUACAUUCGAUCCUGAUUAUUCUUCAAUAGGAUAUUUAUAACUUGAAAUAACAUGCAAUUCAAUUAAAAUUCCAAUCUUUGAAGAAAAACCUCCUUAUUUAUUGUAGGAUUAUUUCACGAAUUAUAGAUUGAGAGUCAAUCUCUAAACUUUCCCUUGUCAAAGAGGAGAAUAUAAAACUAGACUUGGAACAUGUAAAUUAUGUGAUUCUAAUGCUGAUUAGUAUAAUGUUAAAGCUGGUGAUUAAUGUUAAAUCAAAGACCCUAUCAAAAUGUAGUAAGUCUCUUCAGCCAGAGUCAUGUUAAGACCAGAAUAUUGGAGACCCUUUGAAAGCAGCGAUAAAAUAGAAUAUUGUCUGAAUUUACCUGAAAACUGUGUGGGAGGAUGGAAUCCUGGAAAUGAUUUAUGUUCAUAGGCACACGUAGGAGCAUUAUGUGAAUAAUGUGAUAUUUAUAAUAUUAGAGGUCAAGGAGCGCAUUCGGUUAGUACUUCUUAUAAAUGCGGAAGUUGCAAUAACAUCGGUGAUAAUACACUUAAAGUUAUUCUAGUGAGCAUUUGGACAAUGAUCUCUAUUUUUUUAUCAGUUAAGGGAACUGUAGAAACUGUAGAUAAAAUGAUUACGUAAUCUAAGAUGCAUCACCUCAAAAUCUUUCGUAAAGAUCCAAAAGCAGGAUAUGGAAGUGUGUUGAUAAAGGUGUUGACAAACUAUUUGUAAAUUAUUGGAGCUGUCUCAACUUUUUAACUUAAACUCCCAAGUGCCCUUUAAUCAUCAGUGAGAUCAGUUGGUAAUCCAACAGAGGCCAUGAGUUUUUCCCUUGAUUGCUUUCUAGUUAACCUUGUUGAUAUCAAUAUCAUAUAUUUCAGAAUGAUAUGGGCUCUAUUUAUGCCCAUGUUGUACAUUUUUACAUUCCUUAUAAUUUAUGCCGUUGUGAUAUUAAUACGGUUAGCUAAACCAAACAAAUCUGCAAUAACAACGACAGCAAUAUAUUUGUUCACCUAUUUAUAGCCUACUUUAAUUGGUGGAUUUAUAUCCUUACUUUCCUUUAGACAAAUUUCUAAUCUAUACUGGAUUCAAGGCAAUGUAGCUUAUAGGUACGAUACUUAAACCCAUUUCAACUGGAUUUUAACUUUUAUAUUGCCUUCUACUUUAACUCUUGCCUUUUUUAUUCCAGCAUUCAUGUUCAUCAGUUUAUAUAAACAAAGACAUCAUUUAGAUAAAGAAAACACCAGAAAAAAUUGGGGAUAUUUGUACAACGAAUACUAAACAGAAGCUUAUUUUUGGGAAAUUGUCAAAAUACUUGAAAAAGGAUUUAUCAUUAUAUUUUUAACAUUCUAUGAGGAUUUGAUCAUUAUAAAAGGAGCCUUAGUCUUCAUUAUCGUUUUUAUUUAUUAAGUAUUAACUAGAUCCUACAGGCCUUAUAAGUUGCCUUUCUUAAAUUUGAUUGAUGAAUUUAGUACUCUUAUUUGUGGAACAUCCAUUGUCAUAGGAAUGACAAUUUAUUAAUCCUCUUUGUCCAACAAUUAGGAAAUUGUUUGGCCAUUCUAUAUGCUUUUAAUUAUAUUCAACCUGGUUUUCAUUAUAAUUAUUCUUUGGGAAAUUGUAUUGGCUUAGCUUGAAGAUUAACAAGAGAAUAUUGAUAAGGUUAGAGAUAUGAUCAAUAAAAAAUACCCUCGUCUUAUAAAUUCAAAUUGGAUCUUCAAAAGGCUGUUGACUAACCGCGGACAACAGCAGAAAAGAGUUAAAAAUAGAUUUUAAAUGAUAAGAAGGUAUCUUAUGAAAUUAGUUCGUAAUAAUCCAGGAAUAUAUAAAUUGCCUACUCCUCCACCCUCAAUUCAAGAAAUUCCAUUUAUAAACCAAGAGAAAUAAAAUCUCUUACCAGCUCAUCAAUAGAGCAAUUAAGAAAAUAUGAUAGCACCAUAAAGUAAUGGAGCAAAAGUAUUUCCGGUGGAUCAUGAUUAAAGAACCUUUGAAAGUGUUAGAUAUGAUGAUAAACGUUAAUCCCCUUGA
Molecule: messenger RNA, 9564 nt
Organism: Paramecium tetraurelia
Lineage: Eukaryota; Ciliophora; Oligohymenophorea; Peniculida; Parameciidae
Exons: 7
Source: RefSeq, a predicted model, not a curated record